AGAGAGAGAGGGAAAGAAUGGAGGCGCAGCCUUCGCGCCGCGAGACGGACGAGGAAAAGAGAGAGCGCGACGUUACGCGAUGGCUAAUCCGGGAGAGAGACGAGAGGAAUUGGAGCGAGCGAGUAGGGGAAGAAAGAGGGAGAGAGAAAAUCGUUGAGGGAAACGAGACAAGUGAGCGAGUCGAACAAGGAGGAGCGAUUCGAGUUUGGCCGAUAGAGGGAGCGAGCGGAAGAGAGAGAGAGAGAGAGAAAGAGAGACAGUGAGGUACAAUACAGUAAUCGCUAGGACAAGUGUAGAAUAGAAGCGAGAGAGGGGAAGGCGAAAAGGACGUAUUUCACAGGAAUGAAAGAGAGAGAGAGAGAGUCCAAGUCGAGUGGAUGCCGGGCGAGCGCGAGGCGCGCGAGAGAGAAGGAGAGAUUCCCGCGCAAAAUUGGAGCGAGACGAUCGGAGCGAGGGCGUAGCGUCUAGUGGAGCCGCGAGAGGGAGGAGAGUCAGCAACGUCGCCGUCACCGUCGUACGCAGCAGGAGAGUACGCUACCUGGCACCUAGGCACGCUGGACAGCUCGAGCGAACCGCGCGCGCUGACGUCGACGGAGAGCGUCGAAUCGUCCCGUCGUCUCUCUCGCUCGCUCUCUCCGUCCCCUCCAGCCCGCCUCCUCGCCCUCUUUCUCACACCCCCUUCUCCGUCAUCCGUCAAGCACCGCGCGCGCGAGACAUACCGUCGUCGGUCGGUGCGCCGUGUGACAGCUUCCGCGCGCGAGUCCGGUCGCCGUCGUCCCCGUCGUCCUCGUCGUCGGCAGCUUUCCGUUCAUCGGGAGAACCGAGUGCCUCGCCUCUCGGACGCGAACCGCGGACGAGGCUCCGGAAAGGUCGGCGUCGUCCCCGGCGAGGAGUCGCUCGCGUAGCUCGGGACGCAUCAUCGACGUCGAUCGAUCGUCGAUCAGUAGCAGCGGCAUCAGCGGCGGCGACACCAUGGCGGACGAUCCGGAGAACACGUGCGAGGACUCCCUCGGGACCGGCGACAACACCUUCGCCAAUAAACUGCGGGGCCGGAAGGGCGCUCUCAAGAAGAAGAAUGUUUACAUGGUCAAGAAUCACAGCUUCAUGCCAAGGUUCUUCAAGCAGCCCACCUUCUGCAGCCACUGCAAGGACUUCAUAUGGGGCUUCGGAAAACAGGGAUAUCAGUGCCAAGUAUGUAGUUUCGUCGUUCACAAGCGAUGUCACGAAUACGUGACCUUCACGUGCCCUGGAGCUGACAAAGGAGCCGAUUCGGAUGACACGCGGACGAAGCACCAUUUCAAGCAACACACCUACAACAGCCCCACCUUCUGUGACCACUGCGGUAGUCUUCUCUAUGGUGUCAUCCACCAGGGCAUGAAGUGCCAAGCAUGCGACAUGAACGUACACAAGAGGUGCGAGGAGAGCGUGCCGAAUCUAUGCGGAUGCGAUCACACCGAAAGACGUGGUCGUAUACACCUGCACAUCACGUGUUCCGGUGGCAAACUCACCAUAGAGGUGCGAGAAGGACGAAAUCUUAUUCCGAUGGAUCCGAACGGGCUAUCGGAUCCUUAUGUUAAGCUGAAGCUAAUCCCGGACUCGGACAAUGUAAAGAAGAAAACAAAGACAAUCAAGGCGUGCUUAAAUCCAGAAUGGAACGAGACACUCGCCUUCGAUCUGAAACCCGAGGAUAAAGAUAGGCGGCUGUUGAUCGAGGUAUGGGAUUGGGAUCGAACGUCCAGAAAUGAUUUUAUGGGAUCUCUAUCUUUUGGCAUAUCGGAGCUUAUCAAAGCGCCCGCGAGUGGUUGGUUCAAGCUGCUCACUCAAGAGGAGGGUGAGUUCUACAAUGUACCUGUUCCUGAGGAAGGCGUCGACCUCGCCGAGCUUAAAACCAAAAUGCGGAAAACUUCGGUGACGAAGAAGACACAUGCGACUCAAGAUAAGGACGUGCCACACAAUAUGGGCAAGAGCGAUUUGAUACGAGCUAGCGACUUUAAUUUCUUAAUGGUACUCGGCAAAGGCAGCUUUGGCAAGGUCUUGCUGGCGGAGAGAAAGGGAACCGACGAAUUGUACGCUAUCAAAAUCUUGAAGAAGGACAUCAUUAUCCAGGACGACGAUGUGGAAUGCACGAUGGUUGAGAAACGUGUACUCGCGCUCUCGAAUAAACCACCUUUCCUCGUGCAAUUACAUUCUUGCUUUCAGACAAUGGAUCGUCUAUACUUCGUAAUGGAAUACGUGAACGGCGGCGAUCUGAUGUACCAAAUACAGCAGUGUGGCAAAUUUAAAGAGCCGGUGGCAGUAUUCUACUCGUCUGAGAUAGCGAUCGGUUUGUUCUACUUGCACGCACGCGGCAUCGUCUACCGCGAUCUCAAGCUCGAUAACGUUCUACUGGAUCAGGACGGCCACAUAAAGAUCGCCGACUUUGGCAUGUGCAAGGAAGGCAUCACUGGCGAUAAAACUACCAAGACCUUUUGCGGCACGCCCGAUUACAUAGCGCCGGAGAUUAUCUUAUAUCAACCUUAUGGCAAAUCCGUGGAUUGGUGGGCUUACGGUGUAUUGCUCUACGAGAUGCUAGUAGGUCAGCCACCGUUCGAUGGCGAGGACGAGGACGAACUUUUCUCCGCGAUUACGGACCAUAAUGUCAGUUAUCCGAAGAGUUUAUCCAAAGAAGCUAAAGAAGUUUGUAAAGCGUUCCUCACAAAGAAUCCGAGCAAGAGAUUAGGAUGCGGAUCGCGCGGGGAGGAUGAUGUGCGGAGCCACGCGUUCUUCCGUCGUAUUGACUGGGUGAGAAUAGAGAACCGCGAGGUGCAACCACCUUUUAAGCCAAAGAUUCAACAUCGCAAGGACGUGAGUAACUUCGACAAGCAAUUCACCUCGGAGAAAACGGAUCUGACUCCUACGGAUAAGCUGUUCAUGAUGAACUUGGAUCAGACGGAAUUUAUGGGCUUCUCCUAUCUCAAUCCAGAGUUUGUGCAACACGUUUAAGCGGAAUACUUUAUCUCAGGCUCAUAUCUUAACCUUCACUUCGUUUCUCGUCCUUCAUCUUUCUCUUUGUCACUCAGGACUCUUUCAUCCCCCUCUUGCUCUUUAUCCAUUUUCUCCUCCUCUCUUUUUCUCUCGUUCUAUCUCUGAAUCUCGCUGUAGCAUUUUCGCGAUAAAAACGAGCGAGAAUUUGGUGGGCUGUCGUUUUUGAAUUUUGUUUCAAUUCAUGCGAAAAUCUCCGAUGUAUUUUAAGCAGUCGCACGAUAGCCAAUUGUAUCACUACGCUGUAAGAAAGGUAAAAUAAGAGAAAGAUAUACGGCGUAGGUGCUGAGGAUUCGAAUGAAUCCAAAUAGCUAUCGUGAGAAAAAGAUGAAUGAACGGAGAAGUAGCACGUAAAGAAGAAAUAGUACGAUAAGACGGAAAUUUCAAAAUCGAUGUCUUCGUUCUCUGCGUAUAUUAUUAUGCAUUUACUUCAGUAGUCUCUCUACUGUCGCCUUCCAGAGUAUAUAUAAUAUAUAUAUAGGACGAAUGAAUGAAUAUAUA
Molecule: messenger RNA, 3522 nt
Organism: Camponotus floridanus (Florida carpenter ant)
Lineage: Eukaryota; Metazoa; Arthropoda; Insecta; Hymenoptera; Formicidae
Gene: Pkc53E
Product: protein kinase C, brain isozyme
Exons: 14
Coding region: 973-2982 (669 amino acids)
Biological process (GO): protein phosphorylation
Molecular function (GO): diacylglycerol-dependent serine/threonine kinase activity; zinc ion binding; ATP binding
Source: RefSeq, a predicted model, not a curated record